Messenger RNA from Trypanosoma brucei brucei TREU927, 228 nucleotides. Its product is annotated as small nuclear ribonucleoprotein Sm-F. The transcript has a single exon. Lineage: Eukaryota; Euglenozoa; Kinetoplastea; Trypanosomatida; Trypanosomatidae. Gene Ontology annotation, molecular function: RNA binding. Gene Ontology annotation, cellular component: U1 snRNP; catalytic step 2 spliceosome. Gene Ontology annotation, biological process: mRNA splicing, via spliceosome; spliceosomal snRNP assembly. The record is from RefSeq and is a predicted model, not a curated record. The coding region runs from base 1 to 228 and encodes 75 amino acids.
AUGGAUGCAAAUGUACCGGCGGCGUUUCUCGCAAGUUUGGUGGGUAACACAGUCCAUGUGAAGAGUAAAUGGGGCCCCGUAUAUGUUGGUACACUUGUCAGUUGUGAUCCGUACAUGAAUUUGCAACUGCGUGAUGCAGUGGAAAAGGCAAAACAGGAGACGGAACUUGGAGACAUGCUGCUGCGUAACAAUAAUGUGUUGUACAUUCGGGAAGUACCAAAGGAAUAG